This is a messenger RNA of Triticum turgidum subsp. durum (durum wheat), 1314 nucleotides long. NCBI's taxonomy places the organism in Eukaryota, Viridiplantae, Streptophyta, Magnoliopsida, Poales, Poaceae. The record is from the annotation of a GenBank genome assembly.
AUGGCUUCCACCGUCCCCUUCUCCCCGGCCAAGGUCCAGAUGCUCCAGGCGACCAACUGCCACGGGCACGCGCCGUUCGGCAGCUCUUUCGCCGUCCCAAGAACCGGGCCAAAGCAGCGUUCCCUGGCCGUCAGGGUCAGCAGCGAGCAGGAGGCGGCCGCCGCCGUCAGGGCGCCGUCGGGGAGGAGCAUCGAGGAGUGCGAGGCCGACGCCGUCGCCGGAAAAUUCCCCGCCCCCGCUGCGUUUGUCAGACCAAAGGCCCCAGACGGCACGCCUGAGAUCAGGCCUCUUGACAUGCCAAAGCGCCCUCGUCGCAACCGCAGGUCGCCAGCUCUUAGGGCUGCAUUCCAGGAGACAACCAUCUCGCCUGCAAAUUUGGUGCUCCCAUUGUUCAUCCACGAAGGGGAAGAGGAUGCUCCAAUUGGCGCUAUGCCCGGGUGCUUUAGGCUUGGAUGGCAACAUGGGCUUCUUGAUGAGGUGUAUAAGGCACGUGAUGUUGGUGUUAACAGCUUUGUGCUCUUUCCAAAGGUUCCAGAUGCAUUGAAGAAUGACUUAUGCUCUUUAUUCCUUCAGUCUCCGACAGGAAUUGAAGCAUACAAUGACAAUGGUUUGGUUCCACGUACAAUUCGCCUGCUCAAGGAUAAGUUCCCUGAUAUCAUUGUCUACACGGAUGUUGCUUUGGACCCUUAUUCAUCUGAUGGACAUGAUGGCAUCGUGAGGGAAGAUGGAGUAAUUUUGAACGAUGAAACUGUAUAUCAGUUGUGCAAACAGGCAGUUUCACAGGCACGUGCUGGUGCCGAUGUAGUUAGUCCUAGCGACAUGAUGGAUGGUCGUGUUGGAGCAAUCCGUUCUGCUUUGGAUGCUGAGGGCUUCAAUGAUGUCUCCAUUAUGUCCUAUACUGCAAAGUACGCCAGUUCAUUUUAUGGGCCAUUCCGAGAAGCUUUAGAUUCAAAUCCACGGUUUGGGGAUAAGAAGACCUAUCAGAUGAACCCAGCUAACUACAGGGAAGCCCUUCUAGAAACUGCAGCAGAUGAGGCAGAAGGAGCUGAUAUUCUUCUAGUGAAACCUGGAUUGCCAUACUUGGAUAUCAUCCGACUUCUCCGGGAUAACUCCGCACUGCCAAUUGCUGCAUACCAGGUGUCUGGGGAGUACUCGAUGAUCAAGGCCGGCGGGGCGCUGAACAUGAUCGACGAGGAGAAGGUGAUGAUGGAGUCGCUCAUGUGCCUGCGGCGAGCCGGCGCCGACGUCAUCCUCACCUACUUCGCCCGCCAGGCCGCCGCCGUCCUCUGCGGCAUGGGAUCCGCCGCCAAGUAG